Messenger RNA from Syngnathus acus (greater pipefish), 847 nucleotides. Its product is annotated as ras-related protein Rab-11A-like. Lineage: Eukaryota; Metazoa; Chordata; Actinopteri; Syngnathiformes; Syngnathidae. Bases 134 to 751 code for a protein of 205 amino acids. Gene Ontology annotation, cellular component: recycling endosome. The transcript is spliced from 5 exons. The record is from RefSeq and is a predicted model, not a curated record. Gene Ontology annotation, molecular function: GTP binding; GTPase activity. Gene Ontology annotation, biological process: exocytosis.
UAGUCGGACCGGUUCCACCUCAGUUCUCUCCCUGGUGUGGAGGGAGAGAAACCAGAGGGCUGGAUGUAGUAUUUACUCUGUCGGGGGGGGGUCUUCUGAUGUCGAGGAGGAAGCCCGAGUGAGCGAUUCCGGGAUGGGCUCGGACGACACGUACAAUUUUGUUUUCAAAGUGGUUCUGAUCGGCGAGUCCGGGGUGGGUAAGAGCAACCUGUUGACGCGCUUCACCAAGAACGAGUUCAACCUCGACAGCCGUACCACCAUCGGCGUGGAGUUCAGCACUCGCACCGUCCAACUGGACAACUGCACCAUCAAGAUGCAAGUGUGGGACACGGCCGGACUGGAGCGCUACCGCGCCAUCACCUCGGCGUAUUACCGCGGGGCGGUGGGCGCCCUGCUGGUGUACGACAUCAGCAAGCACCUGACGUACGAGAACGCCGAGCGCUGGCUGAAGGAGCUCUACGACCACGCCGACCCGCACAUUGUGGUUAUGUUGGUGGGCAACAAAAGGGACCUGGAGGACCUGCGCACCGUCCCCACCGAUGAGGCUCGGGCCUUUGCAGAGAGCAAGGGUCUGAUGUUCAUGGAGACGUCAGCGUUGGACUCCUCCAACGUGGAGGCGGCCUUCAUCGACGUUCUGACGGCGAUUCAUCGCAAGGUCUCCAGCCGAGAGGUGACGCGGGGCUCCAUCAGCGCCGUGACGCUCACCAGCGAGGUGCAGGAGGAGCAAAGGCGCUGCUGCAAGAGCUCGUAAAAAAAUAAGCUGUUGUUUAGAUUCUUUGGUCGCCUUUUAACGAUACAGUGGUGCAUUGCACUUGCGAGUUGAUUUGUUUCGUGACCACGCUCGUAA